Molecule: messenger RNA, 546 nt
Organism: Guyanagaster necrorhizus
Lineage: Eukaryota; Fungi; Basidiomycota; Agaricomycetes; Agaricales; Physalacriaceae
Exons: 4
Coding region: 1-546 (181 amino acids)
Source: RefSeq, a predicted model, not a curated record
AUGUUCAGCGCAUUUAGCAUCACGAAUGGGAAAUGUCAUGAACGAGACAGUCGACAAUUUGCGAUCAAACAAUCAGUGAUCAGUGACGAACGCUUGCAGCGCUGUCAAACCCUCCUUACCUUUCUCGACUGCCCGCCUCUCGCAAUGAGCUCCCGUUUUGAUUCUCGAGACGAUAUGCCCACGUCGACGGCAGCAACAACGACCUACCAGACAGCAUUUAGCGUGCCAGCAAAGGACACAGAAUCGAUUCAUUUAGGCACGGAUACCGAAUCUGAAGCCUUCACUACCUCCCCACUCCUUCCUGAAAUUCCUAACCUGGACUUUGACCUAUCGAGCAUCAUCAGUGGGUCCAGCGAUCCUGACGUUGACCAGGAAAAAGUGAAGAAGCGAGCGUCGAAUGUGCAGAAGCUGGCGGAGGAGAACGAGAAGCUCAAGGCAGAACUGAAGGCGAUGACGGACCGACUGGAGGCGGCAGAGAGGAAACGAGCGCAGCUGGCGCAGAAGAGGAACAAGCAGCAGCAUAUUCUUGAGCCGUCAUCUACCUAA